AUGUGGGCGGAAAGUCGUAGGGAUAACAAUUUCAAUUAUUCUCCCACGACGACCCCCCCGGAAGAAAGACAAUUUAGAGAAAGUGAAAAUUAUGUUAAAUUUCAAGUACCUAAAGUGCCUGUUAUAUUUGUACUCGGAGGACCCGGAAGCGGAAAGGUGACUCACGGUGAUAAUUUAAUGCAAGAAAAAAAAGGGAUAACGCAUAUAAAUAUGACGGAUUUGCUCCAGCAAUACGCCAUGGGUAACGAAAUGAGAGAUUUUUCAUCAUUAUCAAGUAAAACGGUAACGGAAGUUUUAAUGUUGGAAAUGAAAAUGGCUCCAGCAGCAAAAACUUAUUUAAUAUCCGGUUAUCCAAGAAGUAUGAGAGACGUUGUCGAAUAUGCAGAAAAAAUUCAAGUAGUUAGCGGAGUGAUAUUAGUAGCUUGGCAGCAAAAAGUUCUGGAAAAACAAAUUGAUUAUGGUGCCAAAAUAGGUCACGUCGUUCUUAGUUUGGCAAAAAUGGAAUUAAAUAAUUUUUAUAAACACGUCAUGCCGGUCGUUGAUUAUUUCGACGAAAGAGGAAUGCUCAUUGCCAUUAACGGAGAAAGGAAUCCGGCAGAAGUUUAUAAAGAUUUUCGUUCUGCCGUACUUAGAAUCAUAGGUUCGACAGAACAAAUGGAUUCAAACACACCAGAAGGAAAAGAAGAAAUUUUAGAAUCAUUUAUAGAUGAAGUAGCAGAAGAUGGCGGUGAUGGUGGUGGUGAGGGGAUGAGAACGAAAGAAAAAGUUUAUCCUCCCGUCAUAUGGGUCUUGGGUGGUCCCGGAAGUAAUAAAGGUUCUCUGUGCCAAAAAGCUGUUCGACAAGUCCCUGGAUGGGCACAUAUUAGCGUGGGAAGACUUUUGCGUGCAGCAACCGAUGCCAACGAUUUUAAUGCCAAUGACACAUUUGUUUUAAAACAAGCUAUUUCAGCUGGAGAAUUGGUGCCACAGACGUACGUCCUUAAUUUAGUAGAAAAGCACAUGAACGCCUAUUCGGACGCCAAAGGAAUAUUAAUGGACGGUUUUCCGCGUGAUAUGCAUCAAGUUAACGAAUUCGAAGCCAAGUAUAAACAGCAGCCGAAUGCAAUUCUUUUAGAUUGUUCGAAAUUACAAUUGGGAAAAGGACGUAUGGACGAUAGCGUUGCAGCUUUUAGAAAACGUUUAGAAUUGUUCAGACAAAUAUCAUUACCAAUGUUAAAAAUAUUAGAUAGCGAAAACAGACUGACAGUUGUUGACGGAGAUACGGAUUCGCCAGAAGUUCAAGAUGAAUUUUUCCGUUUGUUUUUAAAUCACACAAAACAAAUAAAUAAUAAUUCAGAAAGAGAAAUAGGGGUGCAAUCGAAACCGUUAAAUUAUCAAAACGAUGAUAUGGAAUAUUCUAGACCUGUCACACGCACUAUAAUACCAAACGGUAAUUUGCCGUCUGCGGCAAAUAAAUUAAUACCGAACGGUGUUCCACGCACAAUUCAAAAUGGUCUCAUUGGCGGCGUACAAAAUAUAAAAACAUUGCCAAAAACAAUUAGAAAUAAUAAUAACAUGAGAAAUAUAAGUUCAAAUAUAAAUCAUUAUUAUUAA
Messenger RNA from Pediculus humanus corporis (human body louse), 1593 nucleotides. RefSeq lists its product as uncharacterized. Gene Ontology annotation, cellular component: cytosol; cytoplasm. Gene Ontology annotation, molecular function: AMP kinase activity; ATP binding. The transcript is spliced from 8 exons. Gene Ontology annotation, biological process: nucleoside triphosphate biosynthetic process. The record is from RefSeq and is a predicted model, not a curated record. Lineage: Eukaryota; Metazoa; Arthropoda; Insecta; Psocodea; Pediculidae. Bases 1 to 1593 code for a protein of 530 amino acids.